CGAGGAGACAAUGGCGAAAGCAUGGGGAACCACGAGUUGCAGGUUUACAGCGGUGUCCAGUUCGCCUAGCGGUGCCCAGUUGUGGGCUUCUGGCACGAGAGCUGCGGCGAGGCGCUCGCGCGGGGAAGCGGUCGCCUCGGCAGAAUCCAAGCAGCGGCAGCAUGCGGCGGCGUUUGGGAGGGAAGCGGCCGGCGCAGCAACUAGGGCUUCUUCGAUCCGCGUCCGUGACUUAGGAGGCAUAUCCUUUCUGGAAGCUCCAAUUCACAAUGGGGUUGAUCCCAAGAUCCCGGACAAUAGGCCCACAGCUGCUCCAUCCAUGUCCAUUUUGGAAGAUACACGGCACCCCGGUAAGGAUUCUACGGUUCCUGACGGAAGGCCCACCCUUGCUCCGGGUAUCUCGAUUCUGGAAGACACAAAACACAACGGCAAAGAUCCUAAUGUUCCUGAUAAUAGACCCACAGACGUAUCCAUCUUAGGAGAUGCAGGUAAGGAUCCUAUGGUUCCUAGCAAAAGUCCCACGGUAUGACAGGUGGGCCCCCACACCCUUGCCGUGUGUUUGGAUCGUGUAAACCUGUAAAUUCUCGGGCUGCUGUGAAAGUUGUUGUCGCUAGAGCGGAUGAAUUUGGCAGGAACUUUUGAGUUUGAAUUCAAAUAAAAUAGUUCGGCAUAGUUUGUAAUUGU
Messenger RNA from Oryza brachyantha (malo sina), 681 nucleotides. RefSeq lists its product as uncharacterized. Lineage: Eukaryota; Viridiplantae; Streptophyta; Magnoliopsida; Poales; Poaceae. Bases 11 to 526 code for a protein of 171 amino acids. The transcript is spliced from 3 exons. The record is from RefSeq and is a predicted model, not a curated record.